CGCCGCCAAGGACCGACAAUUCGACAAGAUGACCACCGAGCAGACCUUCAUUGCCGUCAAGCCGGACGGCGUCCAGCGCGGCCUCAUCGGCCCCAUCAUCUCGCGCUUCGAGAACCGCGGCUUCAAGCUCGCUGCCAUCAAGCUCGUCACCCCGACCAAGGAGCACCUCGAGAAGCACUAUGCCGACCUGUCUGAUAAGCCCUUCUUCCCGGGCCUAAUUGCCUACAUGGGCUCCGGCCCCGUCUGCGCCAUGGUCUGGGAAGGCCGCGAUGCCGUCAAGACCGGCCGCGCCAUCCUGGGCGCCACCAACCCCCUCGCCUCGGCGCCUGGCACCAUCCGCGGCGACUAUGCCCUCGAUGUCGGCCGCAACGUGUGCCACGGUAGCGACAGCGUCGACAACGCCAAGAAGGAGAUUGCCCUCUGGUUCGCCGACGGCGAGGUCCAGUCCUGGAAGCAGGCCCAAUUCGACUGGAUCUACGAGAAGCCGUAAAACGUCCGUCCUACACCUACCUUCCUCUAGCUACCGGCAUGAUACCGGCAUGAGCACAUGAUGGGCCAUGGGCAUCUUGGGAUAUAUGGCGUUUCCAUAGAAGCACGAAAACAAAAGGGAAAUGAUCUAGGAUAAGAUUCGAUCACGUUGGUGACUAUCAUGUGAAAACAGUAUCAUGUUUCGAUGAAGAGGUGGUUACCUCUCCUAUGCCGCAUGAGGUGAGCCUCGUGGGAUGACGCCCUGUCUAACAUAUGCUUUUCCUUCCGGGCAGCGCUCCCUGUCGUUUUGUCUUCUCCUGAGACCCGAGAGAACCAGCGCCU
Trematosphaeria pertusa is the source of this 810-nucleotide messenger RNA. Its product is annotated as nucleoside diphosphate kinase. Gene Ontology annotation, biological process: CTP biosynthetic process; UTP biosynthetic process; GTP biosynthetic process. The record is from RefSeq and is a predicted model, not a curated record. Gene Ontology annotation, molecular function: nucleoside diphosphate kinase activity. Lineage: Eukaryota; Fungi; Ascomycota; Dothideomycetes; Pleosporales; Trematosphaeriaceae. Bases 29 to 490 code for a protein of 153 amino acids. The transcript is spliced from 5 exons.